UGUUCGCGCAUGCGCGCUGCCCCCGCACUGCCCUCGCUUCCUGUGCGUCCUCAGGUCACCGCUUACUCUGGUUCCCAGGCUUUGGCCUCCAGUGGACGAGAAUCGCGGAGCUUGCGGGGCUGGACGCUGACCGCCAGGGCCAGCACCUAGGCGGGCGCAGAGCUGUGCGGGGCAGGGUUCGCGCGUGCCGGGUGGAGGCUCGAGCGGGGACCCCGGAGCGUGAGCCCCGGAGCCGGCGGCGCUGGGGCCAGAGGGACCGGGCGGGAGGUGGCGGAGGCGAAAGGGCGGCGGGACCCGGGCCUGGCCCGUUUGUGUCCUUGGCGGCCUGGACCAGGCCGCUGCUGUACGGUGAGCCCCAGGGAGGCGGAUCUGGGCCGCGGGAAGGACACUCGCCUGGAUUUGCCCUGUAGGCCCGGCCGGGGCCCCUCGGGAGCAGAACAGCCUUGGUGAGGUGGAGAGGAGGGGACCUCGCGAGCAGACGCGCGACAGCAGGCCCGCCCCGGCUUCUCGGGAGCCGUGGGACAGAGGCUGCGGAGCCCCAGGCGGGUCUACCAGCCACAGUCUCUGCACGUUUCCAAGAGCAGCAGAAAAUGAACACAUUGCAGGGGCCAGUGUCAUUCAAAGAUGUGGCUGUGGAUUUCACCCAGGAGGAGUGGCAGCAACUGGACCCUGAUGAGAAGAUAACAUACAGGGAUGUGAUGUUGGAGAACUAUAGCCAUCUAGUUUCUGUGGGGUAUGAUAUCACCAAGCCAAACGUCAUCAUUAAGUUGGAGCAGGGAGAAGAGCCGUGGAUAAUGGAAGGUGAAUUUCCAUGUCAACAUAGUCCAGAAGUCUGGAAAUUUGAUGACCUGAUAGAGAGAAUCCAAGAAAAUGAAGAUAAACAUUCAAGGCAAGCUGCUUGUAUCAACAGCAAAACCCUGACUGAAGAGAAAGAGAAUACAUUUUGUCAAACUUAUAUGGAAACAAGCCUUGUUCCUUCAAGCAUAAUAGCUCAUAAUUGUGUCUCAUGUGGAAAGAAUUUAGAAUCUAUUUCGGAAUUAAUUAGUAGUGACGGAAGCUAUGCCAAGACAAAACCUGAUGAGUGUAAUGAAUGUGAGAAAACAUAUCCUGGAGAGAAAAUGUAUGAAUUUAAUCAAAAUGGGGAUACCUAUUCUCAAAAUGAAGAAAAUAUUCUUCAGAAAAUUAAUAUUUUGGAGAAACCUUUUGAAUAUAAUGAAUGCAUGGAAGUCUUAGACAAUGAGGCUGUUUUUGUUGCUCAUAAGAGAGCUUACGUGGGGGAGAAGCCCUAUGAGUGGAAUGAUUCUGGACCAGACUUCAUACAGAUGUCAAAUUUUAAUGCAUAUCAGAGAUCACAAAUGGAAAUGAAGCCUUUUGAAUGCAGUGAAUGUGGAAAAUCCUUCUGUAAAAAGUCAAAAUUCAUCAUCCACCAGAGGGCUCACACAGGAGAGAAACCUUAUGAAUGUAAUGUAUGUGGGAAAUCCUUCAGCCAAAAGGGAACCCUCACUGUACAUCGGAGAUCACACUUAGAGGAGAAGCCCUAUAAAUGUAAUGAAUGUGGGAAAACCUUUUGUCAGAAGUUACACCUCACUCAGCACCUAAGAACUCAUUCAGGAGAGAAACCCUACGAAUGUAGUGAAUGUGGGAAAACCUUCUGCCAAAAGACACAUCUCACCCUACACCAGAGGAAUCAUUCAGGAGAGAGGCCCUAUCCAUGUAACGAAUGUGGGAAAUCCUUCUCCCGCAAGUCCGCACUCAGUGACCAUCAGAGAACUCACACAGGAGAGAAGCUUUAUAAAUGUAAUGAAUGUGGGAAAUCCUACUACCGAAAGUCUACCCUGAUUACACAUCAGAGAACACACACAGGAGAGAAGCCCUAUCAGUGUAGCGAGUGUGGGAAAUUCUUUUCUCGGGUGUCAUACCUCACUAUACAUUAUAGAAGUCAUUUAGAAGAGAAACCCUAUGAAUGUAAUGAAUGUGGCAAAACUUUCAAUUUAAAUUCAGCCUUCAUUAGACAUCGGAAAGUACACACAGAAGAGAAAUCCCAUGAAUGUAGUGAAUGUGGAAAGUUCUCUCAGUUGUCAUAUCUCACCGACCAUCAUACAGCUCAUUUAGGAGAGAAACCCUAUGAAUGUAAUGAAUGUGGGAAAACCUUCCUUGUAAAUUCAGCCUUUGAUGGGCACCAGCCACUUCCAAAAGGGGAGAAAUCCUAUGAAUGUAAUGUAUGUGGAAAGUUAUUCUCUGAGUUAUCAUACUAUACUGAACAUUAUAGAAGUCAUUCAGAAGAGAAACCUUAUGGAUGUAGCGAAUGUGGGAAAACCUUUUCCCAUAAUUCAUCCCUGUUCAGACAUCAAAGAGUACACACAGGCGAGAAACCCUAUGAAUGUUACGAAUGUGGAAAAUUCUUCUCUCAGAAAUCAUAUCUCACCAUACAUCAUCGAAUUCAUUCAGGAGAGAAACCCUAUGAAUGUAGUAAAUGUGGAAAAGUCUUCUCUCGGAUGUCAAACCUCACUGUCCACUACAGAAGCCAUUCAGGAGAGAAACCCUAUGAAUGUAAUGAAUGUGGGAAAGUCUUUUCUCAGAAGUCAUACCUCACUGUACACUAUAGAACUCAUUCAGGAGAGAAACCCUAUGAAUGUAAUGAAUGUGGGAAAAAGUUCCACCACAGAUCAGCCUUCAAUAGCCAUCAGAGAAUUCACAGAAGAGGAAAUAUGAAUGUACUUGAUGUGGAAAGUCUCUGAAGUCAGAUCUCAAUUUUUAGAAAACUCUCUGAAUAUAAUGAAUAUGGAAAAUCCAAUAGAAAGUCAAAGUGUUUAUCUGAGGGUUCAUGUUCCUGAAUGGUGAGAAGCAUUUAGGCGUUAGAUUCAUUUUAAUCUGGAUUUUCACAGAGAAGAAUCCCGAAGAGUGUAACAAGAAGCAAAACCUUCAGCAAGAUCAUACGACUCAUCAGACACUAGAUAAUUUAUGCAGGAGUGAAGUUUUAUAAAUAUUUAAUAUUUAUUUUGGAUUCAAAUUGUAUUUACAUAUCAGGGAAUCAUACAAAGGCAAAAUCUGUCAAUAUGGUGAAUGUGGAAAAUAUAUUGUCUUGGAAAUUUGUUCUUCUAAAAGCCAUAUUUCUAAUGUAAAAUCAGGUGUUUAUAGGAAAGAUCUCAGAGGCUAUAAGCUCUGAAUAAAUCUUCAUUGUAUAAAAUGAAGUUUUUAAAUUAUCAGGAGUUGAUCAUGAGGACAGUAGCAUUAAAUAAGUGUAUGGCCAUUUUUUAUCAUGUCUUUAAAAUGCAUUCUCAUGGUAAUUCUAUGCAAGUUUGGAAUUGGGCAACUUGUGAAGAGGCAGUUUUCUUAUUUGAAUAUUAGGAUGGCAAAUGUACUAAGACAGGAUAUAUUGUUGGUCAGAUAAUAUUUAGUAGGUAUAAAAUGGUAAAAUACCUAGUUUUCUAUUUAGAGGAAUUUACAAAUGGGUUUUUAACAAAUGCCUCAUUAGUAGAAGAGGCAGUGUUUUUGUAAAGUUUUCAACUGCAUCUGAACAAGAUAAGAUUUUCUAAAAGACUAUUUUGAUAAACUAUACAUAACAUAAUUUGGAAUUAAGUCUGUUUCAGUGAAAGAGAACAAGCAUACUGCCCAUACUCUAAAAUAUCCCCAGCUCUCACACCACCCUUGUUUUUUAACCCAUAGUUUUCAGUGUGCCUAGUGCCAAUAUUUUGUAAUUUAGAAAUUUUAUUCAGAAACUUCUCUUUGAUACAAAUACAGUGUCAUUGUUUUGUGCAUUCCCCUUUUUCCCAGUAUUUUAGAACAAAUUGAUUCAAGUUUCUAGCAGAUAUUUUUUGGUCAAUUAACUUAAUAUCCUCACUCCAUUUCUUGCUGGAACAGUUUAGGUAGCUACUGCUUCUUCACAUUACACAGGGGAAUCCUGAUUAGUCAAAAUAAUAAUGAUUCCAUUCUCUUUGCCAGUAACUUGUUUUAUAGUGGUCAUAUGACCAGAUACUGGGUAAACAAAACAAAGAUCGUUUGUUCUGGAAAAAGCUAAAAUGGUAAUCAAAUAGAUUGUGUUCCAGGAGUGCAAAGGUGGCUUAAUAUUCACAAAUCAGUUGCUAUUGUACACCACCUGUAGAAAAGUAAUCUGGCAUGCAGAACAUUCUUAUGGUAAAGUUAAUGUUCAUUUAUGAUCUUAGCAAAUGAUGGAUUGAAAGGGACUUCCUUAAUUGCAUAAACAGACUUCAACAAACAGUAUGAUGAAAUAGUGAACAUUUCUCCUAAGAUUAUAAAAAUAAGACAAGGAUGUCUGCUGUCAAUGAUUUUACUCAGCAUUGUUCAGAAGGACCUAACCAGAAAACUAAUGCAAGAAACAGAAACAAAAGGCAUAAAGAUUAGAAAAGAAGUAAAAUUUUAAAAAAAGAAAAAAUAUAAAUCUCUAUUUGCAGAUGCCAUGAGUAAAUUUGGUAAGUUCCCUGCAUAAAAGUUAUGCAAAAAGCAUUUUAUGAUAUACCAGCAAAAAUCAUGGAAAAUGAAAUUUUGAAAAGCAGUGCCACUUAAAAGAUCCCUCAAGUGCCUAGGGGGGAAAAAUGAGUUAAUAAGCUUUGAAGAACUGUAUCCAGAAAAGAAAAUUACAAAGGAGGAGAGGGAUAGGAUUCCAGGACAAUCUCAAAACCAUUGCUUUUUCCCUAAAUUCAUUGCAACCUUAAUUAAAAUCCUAGCAAAUUCUUUAAUGUAAAUAAACAAGCUAAUUCUAGAAUUCAUAUGCAUAUUCAAAAGGCCAAUAAUUGUCAAAGCUAUCUUGUAGAAUGGACAGAGAGGAUUGAAAUUUCCAAAUAUCAAGACCUGUUAUAAAGCCACAUAAAUUAUGAUGGUGUUAUUUUGGGCACAAGGAUGAAAAAACUGACUAGUGGAAUAGCAUACAGAUUCAAAAGUAGACCCACAUGUAUACCAUCACCUGACUUUUGAGAAAGGUGACAUUGAAGUGUAGUGGGGGAAAGGGUGUUCUUUCCAGUAAAUGUGCUUUGCCAAUUAAAUUUUGUAAUUUAAUAAAAAGUCAGUUGAAGGUGGAUUGCAAAUCUGAAUAUGAAAUGUGAAAGCUUUACAAAGAAAUCUUGGACAGUUUGUAAUCUUGGAGUAAGCAAAGGUUUAUUGAGACCCAAAAAAGCAUUAACCCAUGAAAUAGAACUUAAUAGUAAGUUUGAGAACUUCUGUUUAUCAGAAAGACCACCAGUAAGAAAAUGAACAGGAAACCAUGAGGAGGAAAAGAUAUUUGCAGUUCAUGUAUGUGACAACAGCACUGAGUAUAGCAAAAGUGUUGGCAAACUUUUUAGCAAGGUACCAGAUGGUGAACAUUUUUGGCUUUGUCACAAAUGCUUAUCUUUGCUAUUGUGUGAAAGCAUCCAUACACCAUGCAUUUUAAAAAAUGAGCAUGACUGCUUCCCAGUAAAACCAUUCAUAAACCCAGGUGGCAGUCUGGAUUUGGUCUGCACUCAUAGUUUUCUGGCCCCUGAUCUCGAAUAUGUAAAGAGCACCUACAAAUCAAGGGGGAAAAUGGAAAAGGCAAAAUAUUUUAGAGGAUAUCCACUCACUUUAGAGGAUAUCCAGACGGCCACUAAGCAUGAAAAGAUGUUAGCUUUAUUAGUAAUCAGGGAAAUGCAAAUUUAAAACACCAUGUAAUACUGCUACCCAUCCAUGGAAAUGGUUAAAAUGAAAAGCAUGAAAAAGCAUCCUUUUGGCAAGGAUGUAAGCAAGAGGAACUGUACGCUACUGGUGGAAUUGCUCAUCCAUAAAACCAUUUUUGAAAGCUGGCACUUAAAACCAAGUAUACCCUUUUACCCAAACCCAGCAAAAAGGCAUGUGUCUCCACCAAAGGACACGCAGAAUAUAUAUAGCAUAAAACUGCACAAAACAGAACUAUCUUAAGGCACAUUGCAAUGGAAUGAAUAAACAAGUGGCAUUAUUUCCAUGGAAUACUGUAAAACAGCACGAAUGAACUAGAAGUUCAUGCAGUAAUGUAGCUGAACUUAACAAACCUUGCUAAAUGAAAGACUCCAGACACAAAAGCCAACAUGCUGUAUGAUUCCUUCUGUAUAAAUUAUAAAGACGGGCAAAACUUGUCUAUGUGGUUUGAAAUUAGGAUAGCGGUUAGUCUUGGCCAAGGCUGAAAGGGGGCAUUUAUCUGGUGCUGGGAAUAAUCUGUUUCUAAACCUGGGUGCUAAAUAUCUGAGUGUGUUCUGAGCUGUGCACUUAAGGUGUGUGUAUUUUUCUGCAUGUGUGUUACACUUUCCAUAAAAGUUUUUUAAAAUCACAAAUGGCUAACAUUUGUGUUACUCGUCACUCUACUCAUAUUUUUCUAGAUGUGUAUGAAUAUGCUGCAUAACAGGAAUUAAAUGGUAGAUUUUGCAUAAUUCUGUGCAGAAAAUACAUAUUUAUAGUAAUUUUGAUGGCAACUACUAAGAUUUCCUAUGCUGUCCUUAAGGCUUAGCAUAAUGUAUAUUUUAAGUGAAAUAUUUGAGAAGGUUAAAGAGUCAUUACAUACUUUGUCAUCCUAUACUUUUGCAUAUAUAAAUGGGUCUGAGCUGCCUCUUCAAUAAAGAAGCUAAUAUGUAACAUUUCAUAUUUCCCUAAA
Messenger RNA from Cercocebus atys (sooty mangabey), 6595 nucleotides. RefSeq names its product RB-associated KRAB zinc finger (gene RBAK). NCBI's taxonomy places the organism in Eukaryota, Metazoa, Chordata, Mammalia, Primates, Cercopithecidae. Gene Ontology annotation, biological process: regulation of transcription by RNA polymerase II. The coding region runs from base 591 to 2738 and encodes 715 amino acids. Gene Ontology annotation, molecular function: RNA polymerase II cis-regulatory region sequence-specific DNA binding; DNA-binding transcription factor activity, RNA polymerase II-specific. The record is from RefSeq and is a predicted model, not a curated record. The transcript has 5 exons.